GAGGGCCCGCUGGCGAAAUCAGGCGGCGUUGCAGGCUGGAGGCAGGGCUUGAGUGGAGUCACGGUGUCCACUGCGUCAGGCCUGCAGCUGCUGGCAUGCUCGAUGUACCUCCAGGGCGCCCUGGGACCCAGAGGCUUCAACCUCGACAGCUUCGCCGCCUUCGGCGGCACGGUGCUCCACCAGAGACCGCGGUUCAUUUCCGUCGUGGGCCUGGCCACCGAGACGUUCAGCACCAACGGGACAGAUUUGGCGGGGUGUGCGUUUGGCCUCAUUGUGGCCAAGCCGCCUGGGCUGGCGGCCCUUCACGCAGCCCCAGCGGGCGGCAGGCCGCUGGGUGCGGCUCGCACCGUCGUCGGCGACAUCGCGCUGCAGGCCGUGGGCACGGAGCAGCUGGUGGCCGCGCGGUCUGGCAGAGCAGGGCUGGAAGUAGUGCGCCGCCUCCGUGGCCAGCGCAUGCCCCUCAGUACUGCCCAGACGGCCUUCCUCGCUCCGAGCCCCAGCCUAGGGCGCCAGCUCGGGGCGUGCGGGAAGUCGCAAGGCUGGACCUUAUGCGAGACCUUGCAGGCCAGGAACCUCGGCUCGGGCCCCGCCAGCACGAGGUGUGGAGCACAUGAGGGCAGAGUCCGAGCUGCAGGAGCGCUCCGCCGAGCGCGCAGGCUGGACCCGAUCCACAAGGCUGGGCCCGCGGCAAGCAGGGUGCGCGGGCGCACGGUCACGGGCAACGCGGACGGCGAGUUGCACAGUGGGCGGCUGGCGGCCUGUCGCAGCGCAGGAGCACUUCCCUUGAGCGCAGAGCGAGGGCGGCGCAUGCGCUGUGCCGAGCUCAAGAGGAGGCGUAACCGGGAUCCUGCAGCCCUCAGGGCAGGCCACGCAGUCCAGAUGAUGGCGGGCCUGCUGCAGACAGGCGAGCUGCCGCCCAUGAUGAUGUUGAUGGAGCAGGGGCUGGAGGCGGCGGCGACCAGGCACGCAAGAGCUGACGCGCCAUGGAAGCACUACGCCUCCCCCCUCGACGCGGAGAUGCUGACCCGUGCGCGGAUCGACUGGCACUUCAAGUCUGAGCGGUGCAUGGUCACGGACCCUGGCGAUGAGCUCGACCUCAUGCACCUCGGGCCUCAGGGGCUGGGCUUGGAGGCUGGCCCAGGCGCUCGAAGUGCGUCUUUUCGUCACGAUGCGCGGAAGCUCAGCCACGACACUUGCCUGCUGGGGGCCUGCAUCUCCAACCCGCACUGGACGCAGGCCCAGCGGUGCGACAGAGGCCGCUGGCUGCCCGCGCCUGAGCCGCCGCAGGGUCGCCGCACCGACGCCAUGGAGGUGCGUGGUGUCCGCAGGCCAGCCGAUGAUAAGCUCAACGGCAAGCUGCACCUCGAAGGCUCGACGCUCGAGCCGCUGUUCGGCGCCUUGCGCUGCGAGGGCUGGGCCAUAGCACACUGCGACGGCGACGACAACCUGCUGGCAGAGGUCUACGGCGCAGUCGGGCGCGACCGCUGCCCGCAGCGGACGGCCAAGGACGGCGAGGACGUGGCGGCCUGGAUGCUCGCCACCCUUGCGAGGCCAGCAGUGGGGGAAGUCAACGUCGUUUGUUCGAGGCAGGCAGUGCUCGACGGGCUCCUGACGGAGGCCCAGAGGCGCGGCAACGAGCACGCCGACCGCCUCGCCGCGAUGGGCGCCCAGACGCAUGCAGUGGACAAGCUGACGGUUGUGCACCAGGCGCAGGCGGGGUUCGUGCAGGAACUCGGGCGCUGGAUCUGGCGGGCCGUCAUCCUCGGGCAAGGCGUCGAGGCCAUGGGCGGCGAAGGGCUCCCUGCUGCUGCCGAGCGGCGCCAGGCGCGUUUCGCUGACGCCGAGAGGUCUCAGGCAGCGGAGGAGGUCAUGGGCGAGGGACCGUCGGCCAAGCGGCCACGCUUGGAGAGCGCCCGCUCGACUGGCAGCAGCUCGGCAGCCCUUUCGGCCAGCGCAGUAGCCUUCAGCAUCCUGGGACAUGCCCUGUCCUACGCCUGCGCUGGAGAAGGUGAGGGCACCCAGGAGCUCGUGGCGUGCUCCAAGUGCGGUGCCUACAUGACGCUGGGCGGCCGCUCAGGGGUCAAGCCUCGCCUCAAGGAGCGGUGCCCAGGCGACAAGACCGACAAGGGCGGCAGGAACCAGCGCAGCCUGUGGCUACGAGGACUCCAUCCUGGAGGCAGGAGGCAAGAGGGGUCACGAGCUGCCAGGCACAGAGCGAAAGGAGAGGGCUUCCCUUCGCUCCGCUCGCAGGGUACAGUGCCUGAGCACGCGCAGGAGCGGUACCUGGAGUGGCUUGGAACGGCAGCGGUGCCAGCUGCAGACUCCUCGGCCACGGCGACCAGUGCAGGCAACGCCCCAGCGGCGGCUGCAGAGCCGCAAGUGGCCGCGGACCCAGGAGGAGGCCCACCGGAUGCAGCCGCCGCGGCCGGCCCUGCAGGCGACGCCCUGGAGGACCGCAGGAUGCGCCGCCGCGUGGCGCGCCGUGGCGGCCCGUCCGUGAGCAAGUGA
Messenger RNA from Prorocentrum cordatum, 2508 nucleotides. Lineage: Eukaryota; Dinophyceae; Prorocentrales; Prorocentraceae. The record is from the annotation of a GenBank genome assembly.